GAAUAUUAAGAUCUGGGCCUUUUUUUUUUUUUUAAGGUUUUACAAUUUAUUAUUAUUUUUUUUAUUUCCAAAUUCUUUUCUCCCUCCCCUAUUCAAUGAAAAGGCAAAAAAAAAACCCAAAACCUAUUACAAGUAUCUAUGGUUACACAAAACAAAUGCAGAAGCAUUAGACAUGUUCCAAUUUUUUUUUUUAAAGAGAGAAAAUUCUUCAGUUUGUAAUUUGAAUCCAUCAGUUCUCAACCUGGAGAUAGGUAUCAUAUUUCAUCUUCUGUCCUUGGUGGGACUAUGUUGGAAUGUUGAUUAGAGUUAGUAGUUCUUUGAAGAUUAUCUUUACAAUAUUGUUAUCAUGUAGAUUGUUCUGGUUAAGCUCAUUUAGCCAUUUCACUUUGCUUAAAUUCAUACAGGUCUUCCCAGGUUAUACUGAAGCCAUCUCCACCAGAUGGAAAUUCUAUCACAUUCAUAAACCACAACUUGUUCAGCCAUUCCCCACCUGAUGGGUAUCUCCUCAGUUUCCAAUUCUUUGCCACCAGAAAAAAAAAAAAUUAAAGUUUCACUGUUGUGAAACUCAAAUGAAAACGUAGUCAGGUUAGUUGUCACUGCCAUGGCUACAACUAUUCAUCACAUCAUGACCACUACUACUAGUAUCGGCUUGAACAGAUCACUUCCCUUUCCUGGGCUUCCGUUUCCCCAUAUAUAAAAUCGGAUUAUAUGUUCUCCAAAAUUUCAUUUCUCUCUGAAUCCUAUGAUCUUCAAACUUCCAUUAUAAUAGUUCCAGGGUCAUUAUACAGUUCUUGAAAAGAGGAGAGUAGUGAAGAACUGCGGCAGAAAGGACAUAAAGACAAAUCAGCGGGAUAGGAACAGAGCGUACAUUGAGCAUCCCUAAGCAAGAAGGAGGCUAGUACUCCGAACUCGAACCCGAACUGAACCUAGGCCCCAUCCUUUCAGAGUAGCGCGGGCCAAAGGGCAUGCGCACGCACUUGGCGUCUCCAGCCUCCGGUGUUCCAGAGGUGGAAGUUUGGAAGCUUCGGUCGCCGUGGUAACGAGACGCUUUUCCCUUGUGGGAAACAGCGGUAGCAGAAGCUCCAGCUCUCACCACCGGAGAGGGGUCGGGGCGGGAGGGUCGGGGAAGAAACCCGCUCCUCUGCCCAGCGAAGCAGGGUCCCUUUCCAACCCUUCCCGCCCCAGCUGGGAAAGAUGCCCCUGGAAGUGGUAGUGGAGCUGCACAUUCGAGCGAUCACCUGUCCAGGUGUGUUUCUUCCAGAGAAGAAAGGACUUGUACUCAGUGUCUGCAUCCUUGAUCAAUAUAGGGAGACAAAAUGCUUUCCUGCUCUGUUCCCCAUUAUGAUUCACGAGAUUAUGAAGUUUGACAAGGUAUUUAUAAAUGCACUUGAUCCAGCUGCUGUGGCGGAGCUUCUAGAAACUUAUUUAAUCAGGUUUGAACUGAUACAACUAAUACCACCAGAGGGGACAUUAUUGGCCUACUAUGAAGAAAAUACGCGAGACUUUUUGUUCCCUGAACGCAGGCUGACUCCUCUCUAUCCUGGGGUCGACAGAGAAGUGCUCAUGAAGACACCCCUAGGCUUUCCAGGCAUCUCUCCAAAAAUAGAAUUUUCUACGAGGACAGCCAUCAAAGAGCUUACUCCAUUAAAAAGAUUUUUUGAAGAAAGAUUGCGACUAUUAAGGCCUGCAUCUGCUUCUUAUUGUCAACGAGUGUAUAGUCCUCAAUAUCAGGAUUUAAGAGCCAUGAUGAAGGAGAAUACCUGUGAGAAGCUUAGCAAAAGCUUGAGGUCUCGUUCUCCAUCACCACACACGAUCCGGCGCCUUUGCCAGGAGGAGCGUUCGGGGCACCCAAACCCUACAUCUCAGGCUGCAUGUCGGGGUUUCAGGUCCUCAGUAGAAACCAAGCCUCCAUUUGUAGUGAGACAUGUAGACAGCUCAAAACCAUUUGGUGAGCAAACCCCUUUAAAACAACACACUCAAAAGUCCAGGAAAAAAGUCAACUUUACAGGCUAUGAUUAUCCACUUAAAAGAGCUUCUUCUCUUGACAGUAUUGCAGCUGACAUGAAGAUUUUAAGGGAUCAAGAAGAAUGGAAUGCUAGGAGGCGUGAAUUGUUAUCUCCAUAUUCAGAUAGGUCUGGAAAUAUCUUGUCUGGUCAUAGUAAUCAAGGGGAUUCCAAUUUUGAGAAGAAAAAUCCAUAUGUUCACUAUCACCAUCGACCACCUAGUCCACAUCUGAAUUACUAUCUUCAACACAGGUUGUGCUGCAGCCCUCAUCUAACUUGGGAGAAGAUUCAUGAAAGGGUACGGGAUCUUCUGACCUCUCGAAAAGCCCGACAACGACUCUACCUGGGAGUAACUGACUCUGAAGUUGAUGAAAUCCUUGGAAGGAGGACCCCCUAUUUGAGGAGCUCUCAACUACAUGAAUCUCUGGGGAGCAAAUAUUUCUAAGCAAUUGCCACUUGUAUAGGACUCUGUAUUAUGGUGUUCCUAAUUGCACAGUGCAAAAUGAAUAAGAGCAAUAGGGGGAUUUGAAGAACUCAUUUAAAGUAACAGUACAUGCAGUCAUUUAGAGCUGAACAGCCUUUCAUGUUAUCUCUAACAUCUUGUUCUAUCUGUUUUCCUUUGAAUGAUAUCCUGUACUGUGUAUUUUUACCAGGUAAGAGUUAUUAAUUAAAAUGGAGUUUGGGGCUUACAUUUUCAGUGUCAAUUUAGAAUUUUUUUUAGUGUGAAGAGAAGUGAAAUAAGUGAUAGGGCAGAUCUUGACAUUGAUAAAAAAGCAAGUUUUCUGAGUAACUUUGUCAGAAUAGUUAAGACUUCUGUAUAGAUGUACCUCUCUUUAGGUAACAGAUUGUACCUUUCAAAUGUCAAUCAAAUUUUUACAAGUUGAAUUAUAUUUUAAGCAUAAAAGAACUGUUUGUUCCUCCAGAGCAAUCAUCAUGUAUUGAAUCCUAUCUUUAAUGCUGAGGCAGUAUGUGUAGUAGAGUGGAAAGAACAUUAUGUUAGAAAUCAGAACACAUAACUUCUACGGCCUUUCCCUGAUACCUGGGGGACUGAACAAAUCCUUUUAUUUUACCCCAGUUUAGUUCUCUGUCAAAUGUGGGCCUCAAACUACUUGAUCCCUAAAUUCCCUUCUGUCUUGAAGUCUAGACUAGAUUAAAAUCUCAACUCCAAUAUUUGUGAAUUCCAUGACCAUGAGUGAAUUGUUUCACUUAAGCCUCAGUUCCUUGGUCUGUAAAAUGAGCAUAAGGAUAUUGACAAACUCCUUAGCUAAGAAUAUAUUGGGGAAGGAUUUUUCUUGAGGGGGAGAAUACAUGAAAGAUAUGCAUGUAGUAAUUUGGGUGAACCAAAUGCCUUCUCAGUAGUAUAGAUAUUAUUAUCCCCAUUAGGAAGCUAAGGCUGGAGAAAUCAUUUAUCCAUGGUUAUAUGGCUAGUAUCAGAGUAAGAGGGAAGCUGUAUCUCUUGAUUCUAAGCGUAGGCUCUUUCUGCUAUGCUGUUGACUCUGUACCGCCUAUCUUACAGGGUUCUUGUGAGUAAGGCACUUCGUGAACUUUAAAACACUAUGUAAAUAUGAAUGAACAACAGUAACAGAAAUUUGGACUUCCAUUUAUCUGAUAUGCUUGAAGUGAGGUACACCUGUAUGUACAAUCAUUGAACUUAUAAAAGUUCAUGGUAUUCAUAGAUCCUAGUUCUUCCUUUGAAGUCAGAGAUCUCUCUUGACAUGUUUAUAAAAUGAGAAAAAAUAAUUACCUACACUAUACGAUAGUCUAAGCUGAGACAGAAGGUUGGAUUACUCUUAAACAUCAGAAGCUCAGGCUUUUCUCCAUAUGAGCAAUUGCAAAUCAGUGGACUUCUUCAGAUCAGUCCCUCAGAGCAGAGUUUUCAGAGAGUGCCAUGCAUCAGAGUUUAUCUGCAUGACAUUACCACUUGUAAAGUGAAACCAUGUUCUUCACCUUCUAUCAUAAUAUGGAGAUCCCUCCUAUAACUUUUAUUGAUUGAGCAAAUAAAAAAAUCCCCUUUUCUACUCUAAAUGGAUCUAUUUUUUCUGAGGAAAAUUAGAAAGAUAUUCCUCUUCCAAUCUCUAUCUUCAGAUCCAUUUAUCUUCUCCCUGAAAUCUGGUGUCAUAAUUAGCUUACAUUUAUUUGGGUAAUUAAGAUUUUAAGAUUUGCAACAUGCUUUCCAUCCAUGAUCCUAUUUGAUCCUUAUAGUCACACUGUGAAUUAUGGAAUCGAGAGGAACAGUUGGUAUUAUAAUACCUUGUUUUGUAGAUGAGAACUGAAUUUCAGAGAAAUUAAGCUCAUAGAAUCAAUCACAAGAUUAUAGAUCCAAAGCUAAAAAGGACUCUAGAGACCAUCUAGCCCAGCCCCAUAUUUACAAAUGAGGAAACUGAGUGAAAUUUGCCCAAGAUCAUCCUACUAGCACUCAUAUCUUCUCUGAAUCCAAGAAUAUAUAUUUUCCACAAUAUCAUGUUCUUUACCAUUCCUAGAUUAAAUUACUGGAAUAAAAUUUAUUUUUGUCUUCUUUAAAAAUCUUCUAUUUCCUUUGGGUUUCAAUUUAUUAUUUUGUAAUCAUCCUCUAAAUAUUUUUCAAAAGGGAACAUAAUAUAUGACUCAAUUAAGAGUGACAGAAUAAUCCUAACAAAGGCCCAAAUUGCCUAGCAUUGGGACUUUUUAAAAUUAAUUAUAGAGAAUCAGGUGAAAGUAAUGGGCAUCUCAUUUCACCUAUAAGCAUAUUUACACCAAGUAAUUGUAACAUUUAAUUUUUUUCAUUGUUUAAACCUAAUGCCUAAGUUCCAUGUAGGAACAUUUACUGUCCACAUUGUUAACAAUUGCCAUUAAUUUUUAAAGCACUAUUGUAACUUGCACAUUUAACUAAUUCUUUUAAAUGUUUUCUUAAAAUAUUUUAUAUUCAGUUUUUCUGAUCAUGUUUUCUUUUUGGGGAGCAGUAUUUGUUUUAGUUGUUUCUUUUUGUGCAUGUAGUAACUGAACUAUUUUAUGAAGUGGUGGGCUUUCGGUUGUUUUGUGAAAGCUGGUGAUUAAUAAAUGGAAAGAAAAAAAAGCUCA
Messenger RNA from Antechinus flavipes (yellow-footed antechinus), 5060 nucleotides. It is a transcript of the gene SPATA6L, whose product is annotated as spermatogenesis associated 6 like. Gene Ontology annotation, molecular function: myosin light chain binding. The transcript is spliced from 13 exons. The record is from RefSeq and is a predicted model, not a curated record. Lineage: Eukaryota; Metazoa; Chordata; Mammalia; Dasyuromorphia; Dasyuridae. Gene Ontology annotation, biological process: spermatogenesis. The coding region runs from base 1195 to 2448 and encodes 417 amino acids.